AUGAAAGGUGGCGAAACCAAAACCGAAUCGAAGCACACUGAUGAACGAUUGAAAACGAGAGGUAAGAAAGCUGGGAAGAAAACCAAGGAUCCAAACAGACCUAAGAGACCUGCAAGUGCUUUCUUCGUCUUCCUCGACGACUUCCGACGUGAGUUUAAUCAAGCUAACCCUAACAACAAAUCAGUCGGAACUGUUGGUAAAGCUGCUGGUGCGAAAUGGAAAUCGAUGAGUGAUGAAGAGAAAGCUCCUUAUAUAGCUAAAGCAGAGAGCAAAAAGACUGAAUAUGUCAAGACUAUGCAACAAUACAACAUGAAACUGGCUAAUGGAACCAAAACAACUGGAGAUGAUGACUCUGACAAGUCCAAAUCUGAAGUCAACGAUGAGGGAGAAGGUGCAAGUGAAGAGGCAAGUCCUCCAUUGUUUUGGUCUCUCUUGAUUUUGUUGUUACUCUAA
Molecule: messenger RNA, 453 nt
Organism: Arabis nemorensis
Lineage: Eukaryota; Viridiplantae; Streptophyta; Magnoliopsida; Brassicales; Brassicaceae
Source: the annotation of a GenBank genome assembly